UUUUUACAGGAACUGUCCUCUUCCCAGUCCUUGGAGCUCCAGGAGCAGAGGUCUGCAUUACGUGAACUGAUACUGCACCAUCAGGGUAGUGCACCGCUAUCAGAAGAGAAACGACAGCAGGCUAUAAAAUAUCUCAUGAAGGCAAAUAUGUCCUUGGAAACUCUAGUGUCGCUCAUACAAACAGGGGACCUUGCAGCUGGAAGUAACCAGAAGUCCGUAGCAUCAUAUGCACCCCAGAAGGAAAAAUGGAUUUCCCCAGGAGCCAAGCUAACCCAGGAUGUUCAGAAAACAGGAGAUGAAAGGGAGAUUUCAGAACGAAAGGUGGAUGUCAUCACUUUGAGCCAACUAACAGAUAAACUAUUGACUGAGAGUUCUGAAAACAAAGGAGAAAUCAGCACACAAUCCAUGGAGUUACUUAGCUUUAAAGAUAAAGAUAAUGAAAGCUCAUCUUCCCACCAUCACCUGAAAAUUGACUUGAAUAUAUUGAGUCAACUUUUGGCUGAGACACAAUUACAAGACCAAGAAGAGGUGACAGACCUUGCUACCAAUAUAGAAAAACAGGGCUAUUCUUCUGAAUACCAAGGAAUAGAAAAAUCUGAAGACUUCCGAUUCACUGCUCCUAGCAAGAAUGUUGGAUCAAAAGCAGCACAUUCCGAAUCCGAUCAGAAAAGCCAGUCCAACCAAUGGCUCCAGGAUGCUGCAUCACAGAUGGUCUUUGCUGAUAAAGAGCAGUCUUUUGGGAGAGGUAUAGGAAGGCCUUCAGAUCUGCUUCAGAAUGAUCAGAAUCUAUUCCAGGCUUUCAGCUCUGUGACAGGUGGCCAAGUAAACCCUCUCCAGCAGGUGCCAGUUGAAGGGCUGAGUGAGGAAGCAUUUCUACAGCAGUUAAUCCAAAGCAUUAACAAUAAGGAAAAGAAAGACAAUCAAAAGAAACUUAAUAAAAGCUCAACUGCUGCAAUCACUGGAAUGAAUUCGAAGACAAAGAAAAAAGCAUUUGUUGUUGGUAAGCCUAGAGCAAAAAAGCCAAAUAUUCCUUUUCAAAAAGCCCUAGAGGAUGUACUUCCCGCUGAUGUGGAGACAGACAAACAGGAGAAGACUGUGAACCUCCCUGAAUUUCCAGCUGAGCCCCUGCAGGAACAAAAAAAAUUAAACUCUUCUCAAUCAUCUUUGUCUGCUGAAGACAGCCAGAAGCAUCUCAAAGAGGAUGACAAUACAGAGAAUAGUGAAGAAAAUCAGAAGCAGUCUAUUGAAAACCGGGACCUCAAGCGAGCGCAGCAGGCAGAGUGGCGCCGCUUAGAAGUAGAGAGGAAACGCAAAGAGAAGGAGCAGCAGAGAAGAAGAGAACAAGAAGAAAAGGAGCAGGAAGUAAGAAUGGUGCAGGAACUGGAAGAACAAGUAGCAAAAAGACUAGCAGAACUUAGAGAGAAGAAACAAAAGGAAGAAGAGGAGAGACUACAGAAGGAGUGGGAGCUGGAGGCACUUCAUCAAGAGGAAAAAAGGCAACGGGAGCGAGAAAAACAAAUAAUGGAGGAGCAGAAUAGGAAAUUACAAGAGAUCCAGCGAAAGAUUUGGGAAGCCAACCAACUGAGAGAAGCUGAGGCUGCAAGGAAAAGGAUGGAAGAAGAGAAAAAAUUCUUAGAGGAACAGGCUUACCUAGCAGCCAUGGCAGAACAAGAACGGGAGCAAUACCUGCAAAAAAAACGUGAAGAAGAUGAAAGGAGAAGGAAGGAACAGGAGGAGAAGCAGAGGCAGGAACAAGAAGCAGCCAAGGUUCGAAUGGAGGCAGCAAGAAAAGAGGCAGAACGCAUCAUCAGAGAGCAAUGGGAAACUGAAAGACGUCUUCAUUUCCACAAUGACCUUUUAUGUGAAGCUACCGGUCUGGAACAGAGUCAGGAAGUUAAUCGUCCAUGGAUCUGCGCUUAUUAUGAUGCCGUAAAGAACUCUGAACUGAGUAAUUACUAAUAAAAGUCUAAGAACAAUCGUUAUCUAUUAAACAUCAAUAAUCUGAAUCAUUUUUAAUUUCUCUCCCUGAUUCUUUUACUGACAGUUUUUAUGAUAAAUUACAGACUGAUUUUGUCAGAUUCUUAGUAGAAGGAUCUCCUGUGAAGUUUAUUUUUAUACACUUAUUGAGACGUUACUUCUGAAAGGCGCUUCACUGAGCACUUGAGAACAAUUAGUUACCCUCUGAGGUGCAGAUCUUUUUUUUCUGUUUUGAAUAUGAAGGCUGACAAGAAAAAUGUAAAGUUCAAUAAAACUUAAAAUCAAGACACAAAGAUUAAGACAAGCUCAAAGUCUGGCAGCAAAGUAAAGUACAGACUGCAUUAGCACAAGGAACUUAGAAACUCCAAGAAACUUCUACAUAAUAUUAGUUCUGUGAGGGCUGAAUCAAAGAUAAGCGACCACUGCCUGAUGCCAGAGAAGCCCAUGACAGUUAGACCCUGAAAGUUAUCCUCAGUAUAAUCCAUUUCAUGGUUUGGUUUAUGUUAAAAGCUUUUUGCACAAUGAAAUUCUGUAAAUAAAAAUAAGACAGAAUACUGCGUGAGUUGAACCUUUUCAGUUUAAGAAAAUCGAGAUAAAGAGGUGGCGUGAUUGAAUUGUUCAAAAUUAUAAAGGGAAUUAGCACAGUGGAACCUGGCUGUUACUUUAAAAUGAGUUCACCAAGAACAAGGAGGACACAGAUGGAAGAUGGUCAAUGGUAGAUGUCACACAAACGUUAAAGUGUUUUUCUUCAUACAGAUAACCAUAGACACAAGUAGUGAGGUAGAGAGUUAUUUUGAAGAAAUUAGGUGGACAGAGCUGGCAAGCUUGGUUGGGCUGAAAGGCCUGUUCUAGUCAAGAUUGAUCCAAAGUAUAACCUCCACAUCCAACUAAAAUAUGUGUGCAUAUACAGUAUACAGUAAAAAUAGUAGACAUAAAUGACAAUUUCUUCUCGGCUAUAGUUAUUUUCAAACAACCUCAGGAAAAAUGUUUUUUAGUAAUAGAUCAAUCUCAAGGCAGCAAUGCCACAAAGCAUGAACUUCACUGAAACGUUAAUAAAAGUUAAUCUAAUCAUGUAAAAAUUUGAGAAAACCAAAAUGAUACUUUGUAUUUCAAGUCAGAAAGCUCUGCCUCAGUGCCGGUGUACGGUGAUUGUAGGAGAGCACAGAUGGUAGCAAGUCCGUCUGCAGCUUGGCGGCCUCGUGAUUCAACACUGCAAAAAAUGCAUAUACAAAAACUAAACAAAAUCAUAAAAACUUUAAAUUGGGAGUUGUUUUGCUUUUAUUUAGCAAAAAUAUCUGCCAAUGGAGUAAACAAAAUUUAUUUGACAAAAAAU
This is a messenger RNA of Erpetoichthys calabaricus (reedfish), 3310 nucleotides long. Its product is annotated as trichohyalin-like. NCBI's taxonomy places the organism in Eukaryota, Metazoa, Chordata, Cladistia, Polypteriformes, Polypteridae. The transcript is spliced from 14 exons. The record is from RefSeq and is a predicted model, not a curated record. Bases 136 to 1959 code for a protein of 607 amino acids.